This is a messenger RNA of Mauremys mutica (yellowpond turtle), 714 nucleotides long. Its product is annotated as galactoside alpha-(1,2)-fucosyltransferase 2-like. Gene Ontology annotation, biological process: carbohydrate metabolic process. The record is from RefSeq and is a predicted model, not a curated record. The transcript is spliced from 2 exons. Gene Ontology annotation, molecular function: galactoside 2-alpha-L-fucosyltransferase activity. NCBI's taxonomy places the organism in Eukaryota, Metazoa, Chordata, Testudines, Geoemydidae. Bases 1 to 537 code for a protein of 178 amino acids. Gene Ontology annotation, cellular component: membrane.
AUGGAGUCCAGAACCAGGGGCCGGGAUCACGUGACGUCAGAGGCCCUUUGUCCCGUCCCAGGCAGGUGGCAGAGGAGCAUCUUCAAAGACAGGGGAGAAUGGGGGGACUACGUCCGGGUGAUGCCCCAGGUCUGGAAGGGGGUGGUGGCGGACAAGGCCUACCUGGAGAAGGCCAUGGGCUACUUCCGGGCCAAGUACCAGGAGCCGGUCUUCGUGGUGACCAGCAACGGGAUGGAGUGGUGCCGGGAGAACAUCGACGCCUCGCGGGGAGACGUGUAUUUCUUGGGGGACGGGAAGGAGUCGUCGCCGGGGUGGGACUUUGCUCUCUUGGCUCAUUGCAACCACACGAUCAUGACCAUCGGGAGCUUCGGCAUCUGGGCCGGUUACCUGGCUGGGGGGGAGACCAUCUACUUGGCCAACUACACCCUCCCCGACUCUCCCUUCCUCCAGGUCUUCAAGCCUGAGGCCGCUUUCCUGCCCCAGUGGAUCGGGAUCGACGCCGAUCUCUCCCCGCUGCGCAGUGGGACGACUGGCUAAAGGAGCUCAGCCAGUGGCUACAGGCUGCCAACAGGAUCCACCCACCAGGACUUGGCUGGUUGGCCAAGGACUGGGCACCUGGGACCCCUGGCUGAUGCCGGCUGCCCUGGGGAGAUCGGCAGAGAUUGGAGCUGGGCUGGUGGGGUUCAGAGCCCCACACGGAUCAGCCAGUGACCU